UUCUUUGUGAAAUUUUAAUGUCAACAUUUUCCUAUUCAACACCUUCAAAUAUUCCAACUCAAAAGCUUUCAACAACUCCAAUGAAUUCUUCAACUGCUUCCACUGUUUCUAAUAAUCCGCAACAACCUAGAGAUUCCCCAAAUUAUUCCCAACAAUUUUUGCUUCAAGGACACACAAAAGGUGUCGCUUCCGUCAAAUUUUCUGCAGACGGACAACUUUUGGCUUCAGCUAGUGCUGAUAAAACUGUUCGGAUUUGGUCUGUAGAAGAUGGGAAAUUGGAAAAGAAUAUUCAAGGUCAUAAAUUGGGCAUAAGUGACGUUUGUUGGUCCUAUGAUAGUCGAAUGGUUGUUAGCUGUUCUGAUGAUAAAACACUUAAACUUUUUGAUAUUACACAGGGAAAAUUAAUCAAAACGUUCCGAGGCCAUCAAAAUUAUGUUUUUUGUUGUAAUUUUAAUCCGCAAUCAACUCUUCUGGUUUCUGGCUCGUUUGAUGAGACGGUCCGAAUUUGGGAUGUUCGUUCAAGUACCUGUGUCCGUUCAUUGCCUGCACAUUCUGACCCUAUUAGCGCUGUAGGUUUCAAUAGAGACGGUUCUCUAAUUGCUACAAGCAGUUAUGAUGGCCUUGUUCGAAUUUGGGAAGCGGGUAGUGGUCAAUGUAUGUCUACACUUGUUGAUAAUGAAAAUCCGCCAGUUUCUUUUGUUAAAUUUUCACCAAAUGGAAAAUAUGUUUUGGCUGCUACAAUGGAUAGUCAACUCAAAUUGUGGGACUUUAACAAAGGCAAACCUUUAAAAUCAUAUCAAGGACAUAAAAACGAAAAAUAUUGCAUUUUUGCCAAUUUCUCAGUUACUGGAGGUAAAUGGAUUGUUAGUGGAUCGGAAGACAAUCAAAUUUAUAUUUGGAACUUACAAACACGUGAAAUUGUUCAACGAUUGGAAGGCCAUACAGAUAUGGUCUUGUGUACAGACUGUCACCCAACAAAAAAUAUUAUUGCUUCGGGCGGGCUAGAAAAUGAUCGAACAAUACGUUUAUGGACGAGUGAUUAUUGA
Molecule: messenger RNA, 1046 nt
Organism: Meloidogyne enterolobii
Lineage: Eukaryota; Metazoa; Nematoda; Chromadorea; Rhabditida; Meloidogynidae
Source: the annotation of a GenBank genome assembly